CUGGACAUGCUGAUUCUAAACCACAUUGGUUAUACUUACUUUAAUUACUUUGAUGGAGAUGUGGACCAUGUACGAAAUCUCCUGGAGAUCAAUGUUCUGAGUUACGCAACCAUGACUGUAGAAACUCUCCCCAUGUUGAAAAAAAGCAAUGGGAAUGUGGUAGUUGUGUCUUCAUUUGCAGGUAAAGUAGGCUUACCGUUUACUGUGCCCUAUUCCACUACCAAAUUUGCCUUAGAUGGCUUUUUCAGCUCUUUGCGCAUGGAAUUCAAGCAACAGAAAACAAACGUUUCCGUCACAUUGUGCGUCAUCAGCUAUAUAGACACAGAUUCAGCAGUAAAUACUGUGUCUGGUGUCAUCCAGCAACCAGCAGCUCCAAAAGAAGAAUGUGCACUAGAGAUUAUCAAAGGGGGUGCCCUACGGAAAAGGGAGGUAUAUUACCAAUAUCAAGCCACAAAGAUCCCGUUGCUGUUACGGGACUGGGCUCCAGAAUUUCUAGAGAACCUUGUUCUUAUGAAUUACGAUGUGACUAAACUCAAGCAGAAACAAUGAUUGUUCCUCCUACCUAGUUGUAGCUUAAAAUAAUAAUCACCGUCACUUCAAUCAAAUCAUUUACAUAAGACAACAGCGUGGCAAAACCAGGACAUUUGUUAAUUUUCAUGUGCUUUGAUUUUUUUUCCACGAGCUCUCACCAACUGCGCUAGAAGGCAUCUUCUGUCAUGAUAUACAGUAGAUGCCUAUGGCCACAUGGGAUGUUCCAUAGAUUUUGAAAGAUUCCUGCAUGCAAGCACUACUAUCCAAUGAUUAUGUUAUUAUGGUAAGACCCAUACACAAGUGACAGGUUAACUUUAAGGAGCAAAGUGUCUUAAUAAGUACUGAAUCCCAAAUUUAAAAACAAAAUGUAUAUUAAAGCACCGAGGGAGCAAUAUCUGAAAGUCGUUAAAGCUUUAACAUGCACUUUGGCACCUUUUUCACACAAGCAAAGAGAGGUCUGGCAUGAGAAUAAAGGACCUUUAAGAUUAACUUUUAAUUUCU
This is a messenger RNA of Pelobates fuscus (common spadefoot toad), 1032 nucleotides long. Its product is annotated as 11-beta-hydroxysteroid dehydrogenase 1-like. Gene Ontology annotation, cellular component: endoplasmic reticulum membrane; intracellular membrane-bounded organelle. Bases 7 to 549 code for a protein of 180 amino acids. NCBI's taxonomy places the organism in Eukaryota, Metazoa, Chordata, Amphibia, Anura, Pelobatidae. The transcript has a single exon. The record is from RefSeq and is a predicted model, not a curated record. Gene Ontology annotation, biological process: steroid catabolic process. Gene Ontology annotation, molecular function: steroid binding; 11-beta-hydroxysteroid dehydrogenase (NADP+) activity.